Molecule: messenger RNA, 1359 nt
Organism: Trichoderma gamsii
Lineage: Eukaryota; Fungi; Ascomycota; Sordariomycetes; Hypocreales; Hypocreaceae
Product: casein kinase I isoform gamma-2
Exons: 3
Coding region: 1-1359 (452 amino acids)
Biological process (GO): endocytosis; peptidyl-serine phosphorylation; signal transduction
Cellular component (GO): cytoplasm; nucleus
Molecular function (GO): protein serine/threonine kinase activity; ATP binding
Source: RefSeq, a predicted model, not a curated record
AUGGCUUCCUCGUCGUCCAACGUCGUCGGCGUCCACUACCGAGUCGGAAAGAAAAUCGGAGAGGGCUCCUUUGGUGUCAUCUUUGAGGGUACUAACCUGCUCAACAAUCAGCAAGUGGCCAUCAAAUUUGAACCUCGGAAGAGUGAUGCACCACAGCUUCGAGAUGAGUACCGCACGUACAAAAUUCUCGUCGGUUGCCCUGGCAUUCCCAAUGUCUACUACUUUGGACAGGAGGGUCUGCACAACAUCCUGGUCAUCGACCUGCUCGGCCCUUCACUGGAAGAUCUUUUCGACCACUGCGGACGCCGAUUCACAAUCAAGACUGUUGUCAUGGUCGCCAAGCAGAUGCUUUCUCGAGUCCAGACGAUACACGAAAAGAACCUCAUCUACCGUGAUAUCAAGCCUGACAACUUCCUGAUUGGACGACCGGGUACCAAGGCAUCCAAUGUCAUCCACGUGGUCGAUUUUGGCAUGGCCAAGCAAUAUCGCGAUCCCAAGACCAAGCAGCACAUUCCCUACCGUGAGCGAAAGUCGCUGUCCGGUACUGCCCGUUACAUGAGUAUCAACACCCAUCUUGGACGCGAACAAUCCCGAAGAGACGAUCUGGAGGCCCUCGGUCACGUCUUCAUGUAUUUCCUUCGCGGUGGCCUUCCCUGGCAGGGCCUGAAGGCUGCCACUAACAAACAGAAGUACGAGAAGAUAGGGGAAAAGAAGCAGACCACUGCCAUUAAGGAUCUUUGCGAGGGCUUCCCUGAAGAGUUCAACAAGUACUUGACGUAUGUUCGAAACCUCGGUUUUGAAGAUACCCCCGACUACGACUACCUUCGAGAGCUCUUCACCCAGGCCUUGAAGAACGCUGGUGACGUCGAGGAUGGCGAGUACGACUGGAUGAAGAUCAACAAGGAUUCGGGAAAGGGGUGGGACUCGAUGAAGAAUCAUGGCGCCGCAUACUUGCACAACCCAAACGCCCGCCCCGGUCCUUCUCAAAUGGAGCUGCACAGUGGUCAUCGUCCUGGGAAUACCACCUCUCAACAGCAGGCUCCGAUCACCGUCAGCCGUUUAAACGCCGCGCAGCCACCUCCUCCAUCGCCGAUCAAGCAGAUGGGGAGCAAGAGAGAUCGUCCAAACGCCCAAGGCGGGCUGCAAGCCCAGCGCAUGAGUGGAACAGGCCUUCGCGAAAUGGGUACCCCGACUGGCUCAACCCAGGCCCAGUUCCAGAACAGCACCCAGAACCUGCCUCAGCCGAUAACGACCCAGCCGGGCCCCAUGGCGGCCGCGGGCCAGCCUAGCGGACGACCUGCUGAAGCCCCCCAGCCCAGCGGCUUCCAGAAAUUCAUCAAGACUAUUUGCUGCGGUUAA